Ceratotherium simum simum (southern white rhinoceros) is the source of this 1102-nucleotide messenger RNA. The record is from RefSeq and is a predicted model, not a curated record. NCBI's taxonomy places the organism in Eukaryota, Metazoa, Chordata, Mammalia, Perissodactyla, Rhinocerotidae.
AUGAUCUGCCCUCCUGAUGAUCCCCAGCACACUGGCUCCAGGAGAAUGCCCUCUGUUCUGAGCUCUGGGUCUUCGGCAAGGACAGCUAACACCACCACCCCCACAAGCCCCAUAGUGGGCCUCAUGCUGCCCUGUUAUGUCAGCUACUCCACACUGCCCCUUGCAGAAACUCUUUCUAGAAGAACAGAGGCAGCAUCCACAGAGCCCACAGGCAAACUGAAGCUUUGUCCUCUUGAAAAGUUCCUAGAACUACAUGAAAAGGAGGUUGGAAGGAUUUAUCCAAUAAGAGAGAAGGGGGACCGCACUCGUCAGGCCCUCAUCAUCUGUAACACAGAGUUUGACCACCUCCCAAGGCGUGAUGAGUCCAACCAUGACAUCAUUGGCAUGAAGGGGCUGCUUGAGGACAGGGACUACAGUGUGCAUGUGAAAGAGAAUCUCACAGCCAAAGCCAUGGAAUUAAUGCUAAGGAGUUUUGCUGCCCGCCCAGAGCACAGGUCCUCAGAUAGCACAUUCUUGGUGUUCAUGUCUCAUGGCAUCCUGGAUGGAAUAUGUGGGACUAUGCAUAGUGAUGAAAAACCAGAUGUGCUAUCUUACGACACCAUAUUCCAGAUUUUCAACAAUCGAAACUGCUCCCACCUUAAGGAUAAACCCAAGGUCAUCAUUAUCCAGGCCUGCAGAGGAGCAAACAGUGGAGAGCUGUGGGUCAGCGACUCGCCAGCAGCCUCAGCAGACAGUUCUGCACAGUCCCCAGAGGACCUAGAGGACGAUGGUGUCCACAAGACCUACAUGGAGAAGGAUUUCAUUGCUUUCUGCUCCUCAACCCCACACAGUGUUUCUUGGAGAAGUGCAAGUGGUUCUCUCUUCAUCACACAACUCAUAAAUUAUGUUCAAAAAUAUUCUUGGUGUUGUCACCUGAUGGAUAUAUUUGUGAAGGUUCAACGAUCAUUUGAAGAACCAGAUGUUAAAGCCCAGAUGCCCUCACUUGAAAGACAAACUAUGACCAGAUAUUUUUAUCUUUUUCCAGACAAUUAAAAUUAGUAAGUACCCACACAUGAUGUUAGCAAAUCAGGAAAUUGACUAGAAUAGGGGACAGAGUGGUGAU